Trichoderma aggressivum f. europaeum is the source of this 1254-nucleotide messenger RNA. RefSeq lists its product as uncharacterized. The transcript has a single exon. The record is from RefSeq and is a predicted model, not a curated record. Bases 1 to 1254 code for a protein of 417 amino acids. Lineage: Eukaryota; Fungi; Ascomycota; Sordariomycetes; Hypocreales; Hypocreaceae.
AUGCGGCGAGCAAACUCUCGGCAGGUUGGCUUUAUAUGCCAUUCUUGUGCGUCAUUGCCGGCGCAGGCAUCAAGACAGCCCUUCCCUAGCCGGAUACUAUCAUCGGCUCCCCGCCAGAUUGCUCAGGGCUCAGUCUGGAGAUCAACACCGGCCAGAUGGGCCACCUCUGUCUCAGCCUCAAGGGCAGAUGCCGAAGCGGACGCAGAAGCAAAUGAAAAGGCCCUGCCAGCCUCAACGCCGCGGCCACUGACAGAUGCAUCGCAAUUGGCCAACGUAGCGGAGGAUAGCUGUAGCAAGUUCCUCUCGGUCGACGGCAUCCCGGCGAAACAGCUGACUGCGGCUGCACUGCAGUCGUGUCUACGGGCCGCGUCGGCGCUCCAUCCCCAACUGAAGCGGGCAGAGGCGCAGUUCAAGGCUUCGGCCUCGAAGUUGGUGUCUCUGGGAGCUGAGCGGACGGGUGCGAGAGUCCCCAUAGAUGCCAAGUUGGUAGAUGCAACCAGCCGGAUCUCUCACGCGGCAUAUACCAUCAUCUCGAACCCGAAUGUCGAGAUGACGCCGGAGUUCCUAGAGCUCUACGUCGCCAUUCAAUCACAGCUCGGCCAGCCAGAGUCAUUGCCCGCCGUCUUUGAACUCUACGCAACGAAGCCCAAGCCCGUCGUCAAAAACGGUCAGAUUGCGUAUCUGAAGCAAAACCCCAAUGCGGCUUCUCGAGCUAUAGAGCCCGCCGUUGCCGAUAUGGCUUUACAGGCUGCAAUCGAUGCCAAGAAUCUGGAUUCAGCCCUCGGCAUCAUCGAGGCUUCAUAUUCUCUCCCGGCUUUCAAGCGUCAGAAGCUGAUCAAGCACGGUACCGCCCCCGCCUUCGGUCUCGCCACCCUCCCAUUUGGCAUCUUUGGACUAUCAACAGCCUACGCUUCGUAUUGGCAAAACACCAUGGACAUAAGCACUGCUACGGGAAUUGGUGUGGCCGGCAUCUCGGGAUACUUUCUCGUGAUUGGAUCUUUGGGCAUGAUUGCCAAGCUGAGCCACAAGGACCAGAUGAAGCGAGUGACCUGGACCCCCGGAACUCCGCUACGGUAUCGAUGGCUGAGAGAGGAGGAGAGAGCGGCUCUAGACAAGGUGGCAUGUGCAUGGGGCUUCAAGGAGCCCUGGAGACACGGAGAGGAAAUGGGCCCAGAGUGGGAAGGGCUCAAGGAGUAUAUGGGAUACCGACAGAUGCUGCUUGACCGAGUCGAGUUCAUGGAGGGUAUGAGUUGA